Molecule: messenger RNA, 899 nt
Organism: Owenia fusiformis
Lineage: Eukaryota; Metazoa; Annelida; Polychaeta; Sabellida; Oweniidae
Source: the annotation of a GenBank genome assembly
AACAAUACAUAUUAUUUAGAAUAUACGACUCAAGAAUAUAAUGGUACCGGGGAUGACAUGAUUAACCGAUGGGGUUUUAUUUUAAGCACCCGGAUACGAAACUAGUGUAAACAAGUGAGCUAGCAGCAGACAAGUAGAGAUGGCUGCCGAGACUCUUAAGGGUGAUGACUAUAAAACAAAUUUUGACAUUGAUUGGUACGUGAAAUUCUACUAUUCAACUCCCAUGGAAAACCCAGAAGAAGGAGAUACUACAUACACAUUUUUAUUAGAUGAACUCCAUAAAACGUUUAGUUCAGGGAAAGUGAGCGGAAAGCGAUUCCUUGAGUUUGGAAGUGGUCCUACAGUCCAUACACUGUUUAGUGCCAGGAAUGCUGUCGAAGAAAUGACUUGUUGCGAGUUUGCUGAGUGCAGUAGAAAGCAAAUUGAAAAGUGGUGGAAAAAAAGAGUGUGGCGCAUUUGAUUGGAGUGUUGUACUGAAGCACGUUGCUCAGCUUGAACAACAUCGUGACCAUGAGCGCAUUGCAGCCGAAGUUCGUGAAAAGCUCCAAGAAGUUUUACCAUGUGAUGUUCGUCUGCAAAAUCCAUUGAGCCCCAACAUCCGGGAGCCAUAUGACGUCAUCAUGACCAGCUUUAACUUGGAGGCAGCUUGUGAGUCAAUUGACCAGUACAACGAGGCAGUUGCCAAUGUGUCAUCUUUGAUUCGACAAGGUGGUCAUUUGAUUAUGUUUGGUGCAUUAUGUCAGACUUUUUAUGUUGUAAACAAAGAACAUUUCUUUUCUCUUCGACUAGAAAUUGAAGAUAUCGAGAAUGCCUUAAAAUUAGCAGGAUUUGAGGAUAUAGAAACAAAAGUAUGUCCAAUUGAUCGUGAACUUCAACAUGAUGAAAGUGACUGUGAAGGU